Rhizoctonia solani is the source of this 690-nucleotide messenger RNA. RefSeq lists its product as uncharacterized. The coding region runs from base 1 to 690 and encodes 229 amino acids. The record is from RefSeq and is a predicted model, not a curated record. Lineage: Eukaryota; Fungi; Basidiomycota; Agaricomycetes; Cantharellales; Ceratobasidiaceae. The transcript is spliced from 5 exons.
AUGGGAACGGGGUCUUCGUCUGGGAGAAUGGAAGACGAAGAAGGGUUGAAUGGUCGGCUGAAGCUGGGGAGCUGCAGCGAGCGAGAAGAACAGAAGGGCUGCAAGCGUGUGCAUGCUGCUACCGUGUUCUCGCGGGGCGUGCUGGGAGAGUCUCGGUCGAUGCUGGUGGUGGUGCGCCAAAGACACAUCGGCCCCUUGAACACGGGUAUAAUCAGCACACCGAUUGGGCCACAGACGCAAAUUGUUGGGUGUUCAUUCGAAGAGAGGCUUCUUAUCCGGCUGUUCUUUACGUCGACGGUCUCAGUUCAACCUACUCCCUCCCCCCGUGCAUAUACCAGCGUUCGCUCGCUCAGUCGCUCACAAGCACCCACCCGCUCUCUGACCGAAAACUUGAAGAUACACAUAUCUUGUCAUGUCAUCGCCAUCAACGACUGCAUCGUCCAUUCCAACGACGCCUACGACCCCCUUUUCACUACCGUCACCCUCCGCCCACGCCGAUAUGCACUCCAUCCGUCAUUCAAGCUCCAGCCUCCUCCGAUCUCCUUGAAAACUCGUACGACUAUCAUCGAGGAAGGAAGACGAGGACGGCCCAACAAGACGUUUGCAGAUGCCGUAGCAGGACGUAAUCCACCUGAGCCUGCUCCGGCGCCUAUCGCAUCGAGCUCAACUAUGACAUUUGGGGAUAAAUAG